GCUUAUGAAACAAAGUUGUGCGGCAGCAGAGAGCAGGUUGACUGAGUGACUCAGGCUUUAACUAGACCGGCACACAUCGUUUACCCGUACACCAAAAAGGAAGGAGAAGAAAUGUUUUUUUCCUUGGGCUUGACAUAAAUAUCACCCUUUAGGAGCCAGCACGAGAAUUAAAUGGCCCCAAAUUCCAUCCACUGGUUCCGGAAGGGCCUCCGUCUCCAUGACAACCCAGCGAUACUGCAGGCGGUCCGAGGGGCAGGCACCGUGCGCUGUGUUUACUUCCUGGACCCUUGGUUUGCAGGCUCGUCCAACGUUGGGGUCAACAGGUGGAGGUUUCUCCUCCAGUGUUUGGAGGAUCUGGACGCCAACCUUCGGAAGCUCAACUCUCGCCUUUUUGUCAUCAGGGGCCAACCCGCCAACGUGUUCCCACGGCUCUUUAAGGAGUGGAAGAUCUCUCGCCUGACCUUUGAGUAUGACUCUGAGCCUUUUGGGAAGGAGAGAGACGCUGCCAUCAAGAAGCUGGCCAUGGAGGCAGAGGUGGAGGUCAUCGUGAAGACAUCACACACCCUGUAUGAUCUGGACAAGAUCAUAGAGCUGAAUGGUGGACAGCCUCCUCUCACCUACAAGCGUUUCCAGACUCUGAUCAGUCACCUGGAUCCUCCUGAGAUGCCUGUGGAGACACUGUCAGACACCCUGAUGGGUUGCUGCGUCACCCCCAUCUCUGAGGACCACGGAGACAAGUACGGGGUCCCGUCCCUGGAGGAGCUGGGCUUCGACACUGAGGGCCUGCCUACAGCGGUUUGGCCGGGAGGAGAGACCGAGGCUCUGACCAGGAUAGAGCGCCAUCUGGAAAGAAAAGCGUGGGUGGCUAAUUUUGAGCGUCCCAGAAUGAAUGCCAACUCACUGCUGACCAGCCCAACAGGCCUCAGCCCUUACCUGCGCUUCGGGUGCCUCUCUUGUCGCCUGUUCUACUUCAAGCUCACUGAACUUUACCGCAAGGUGAAAAAGAACAGCUCCCCUCCACUCUCCCUGUAUGGCCAGUUGCUGUGGCGGGAGUUCUUCUACACCACAGCAACCAACAACCCACGCUUUGACAAGAUGGAGGGGAACCCCAUCUGCGUCCGCAUCCCUUGGGAUAAAAAUUCGGAAGCACUUGCUAAGUGGGCAGAAGCUAAGACAGGUUUUCCCUGGAUAGACACCAUCAUGACUCAGCUGAGGCAGGAGGGCUGGAUCCAUCACCUGGCCAGGCAUGCAGUGGCUUGCUUUCUCACCAGGGGAGAUUUGUGGAUCAGUUGGGAGGAAGGAAUGAAGGUCUUUGAGGAGUUGCUUCUAGAUGCAGACUGGAGCGUGAAUGCAGGAAGUUGGAUGUGGCUGUCCUGCAGUUCAUUUUUCCAGCAGUUCUUCCACUGCUACUGCCCCGUGGGCUUCGGGCGACGCACCGACCCCAACGGAGACUUCAUUAGACGAUACUUACCUGUCCUCCGAGGUUUCCCUGCUAAAUUCAUCUAUGACCCAUGGAACGCUCCAGAGUCCGUGCAGGUAGCCGCCAAGUGCAUCAUAGGCGUCCAUUACCCGAAGCCCAUGGUGCACCACGCAGAGGCGAGCCGACUUAACAUCGAGAGGAUGAAGCAGAUCUACCAGCAACUGAGCCGAUACAGGGGACUGGGCAUGCUGGCGUCAGUGCCGUCCACCAAUGGGAAUGGAAAUGGAGGAAUGAUGGCCUACACUCCUGGAGAGCAGCAGUCGGGGACCAACAACAACUCACAUUUGCCUGAAGUGUCGGGAAGCUCCGUUGCAACGGGUAACGUCAGCGGGAGUAUCCUACUCAAUUUUCACAAUGACGAACCCAUGGAGCCUGGCAGCAGACGACUGCAACUGCACUCGCAACAGUAUGGAUACCACUCAGUGCCAGAAGCCACCAAAACCAUCACCAGCAGCCAAGUCUACCACAAGUUUGCUGUGCCUCAACUCCCAGGACUCCGCUUGCACAGCAGAAGCAGUAUCACAGGAAAGCGGGAACGCGAGUCGGAGCGAGAAGGGUCGGGCGAGAAAGACCCGGCGUCCUGCUCUGCGCACAAGAUACAGCGGCAGAGUGCAAAGACCUAGAGCAGGCGGUGGAGAGACUGAAUCCCAAUUGGAGUCAGCGCAGAGAGGAAAUCCUAAUGUUGCCACCUGUUCUCCAAACACACGCAGACAUGCCGCCUCUUCAAACGUCUUAAACUGCCCUCUGUCUUUACAGUCAGACAAUUCCCAGUGGAGGAAACACAAAGGUGAAAACAUGAUUGUGAUUUUUAUUUUAUUUUUACACAAAUUUAAAAGGGGUAUGACAUCAGUUUCCAUUGACCUCUGACCUCUUGCAGUUGCGUACAGAAAGGACACGCGUGACGACCUCAGAGGAAUGUGCGAAAAGAUAUCGCCUCAAACUUACAGCUAGAUAAAGUAUUUUCUAAAAAAAAAAGCCAGUAUGAACGCUGUGUGAACGCUGAAGCAGCUAUAAAUGUAAGUAAUGGAAUAUGUAAUAUUUUUUAAAGCUGCAAAUACAACUAUAUCAAUUACCUUGUCUGCUCUUUCAUACACCAAUGUAAAACCAAUAAUAAUUUAGUCAGUUUAUGGAACUAAUUUUACUACUGCUUUGUAUUGUGUUCGUCCUUAAUGUGCUGCAUCUCAUAGUGCUCACUAGGAAAACACCAUCACCUCACACAUGCUGAACGGUCAGCCUCACUCCAGGAAUAUGUUGUUGUCACAAGUUGUUUACAUUGGGAAAAGGCUGUUUAUACUGAUAUUUAAUAUUUAUGUUUCUCGUGUUGUAGAGAUGAAACGUUUGUAAAUAUGCCAAAAAGACUUUUACCAAGAUUGUUUUUCCCAGAUAAAAUGUGUCCAUCCAACAAUGAAGGACGCUGUUAUUCUAAUCUCUAAACCAGGGAUAACCAAACCUUUUUGAAUGUGGGACAUAUACAGCCAAAUCUAACAAUUAAUUAAAUACUUUUGAACUCUAAUACAGUGCAUGGCCUAAGAGGCCACUUAAAACAUAAUGAUGUAAAUAUUAAGACGCAACAAACUGAACAUACAGAAUUGGUCAAAUAUUAGUUACGGAGAUCAUUUCUCUAAAUUUAGUUGACAUUUAGUCUUUAAACUAGGGUGUACAACGUACAUUCAGUGAAAUGUUUUAGAAAUACGCUGAAGCCAUAUUCUAGUUUUUAUUUAUUUUAUUAAAAGCAGGCCAUUUAAAAACGGGUAGCUGGUCGAGGUUCGGCCAGCCCAGUUUUAAACCGUAUUAAACUCUGAUUUCAAUGAGCAAAGUGACUGAGAGCACACGAGCAGUCACAGUAACUGCCUGGAAGGUUAUUUUCAGGGACGUUAUUGAGAGUAUUAGUAAUUGAGAAAUGUGUAAUUUGUCGAGCCUCUCUCACUAGUUUUCAUGUAAAUGUCGGGUUCUUCAGGCACUGGAGGUCCAGUCGAUGAGAUAUAGGGUUGAGGCAACCGUCAGCACUGUGUAUGUGUCAUCCCUCCCGCUGGCUGGUUUGCAUGUGUCAUCACUAGAUUUGUAUCGACAGCUAAAAGCUGAUAUUUUUCUGGUUUUCCAGACAUUAUUCAAGACUUAGAUGUCAAAGAUAUCAAGGAAACCGGUUUGGAGAUUAACUUCUGUCAAAUACCACGUCAGAGAGAUCACAGACAGUUGGGUGCAAACUCCUCUCUCAUUUUUCUAAGAUUUCUUAUAAAAAACUAAAAACUUGCUCGACAAAAAGGAAAGAAAAAAUAAAUAUAACAAAGUUGAGUCAACACUAAUUCUGUCAGCUGACCAGAAACCAAUAUUCCUCAGAAAGGAUAACGCUCUCCUCUUGAAGGAUGUAUACUACUGCACAGGGAGUUCAGCAAUAUACAUGUAUGGAUACCUGCAACAUUUUAAAACCUGGAUAUAUUUCAAACUGAAAAUAAAAACUAACCAAUGAAUAACCUUUGCAAAAUGACUACAAUUGGAUAUAUAAAUUUGUAGAAAAUAGAGUUGUUCUAAUACCGAUGCAAUAUUGGAAAUGCCUCCAAUGCAGCCUAAAAUGAGUAUCAGCCGUGACACCAGUCUAUGCACCCGUGAUAUCAUUCAUCACCCAUUUACCCAAUCAUUACCUCCUGCCUGAUCAGUCGUACAUGUACAGAGUCGUACUACACACAUGGUUAAAAAUGUAUCGUGCACCCUAAUUUUUCUCUGAUAAUGCUAGCAAAGUAAUGUAACACGGACAAAAUAGAUAUUUGAGAGGGAAUAAUGACCUCUCUUCUCGACACUAGCUCAAAGCAACUUAUUGUACCAAUCAAAACCAGGUUUUUAAUCAAAGCAAAUAUUUAAAUGAAUCUAUUUAUUUUUAUUUUCAUACGCACUGUGCAUUUGUGUAUCGGCCGAUAUAGAGUACCGAUCUGAUACACACAUUCAGGUAUUGUGAUCAGGAAGGGAAAAGAGAAUGAGAAGAGUCUCAAAAUGGCUUGAACUUGGCUUAAAUGAAUUCAACCAGAGAAUGUAAGAACUUGGCUAAAAAAUCACAGAAGCAAAAAAGUGACAAAUACAUCAUUUGAAGUGCCAACAUUUUGUGCCAAAUAAAGAAGAGUAAUAAAUGAAGAGUUUAUAUUGUGUGCAGUACUCCAUAUUGUUCAUCUAUGACCACACUGCCCUCAGCUUCAGGAGUAACUCAGAGGGAAUAAAGGGGAAGGAGGCAGAGAUGUAGUGUCUUUGUUCUGUAUUGUUUCAAGAGGAUUUGAACAUUGUCAGGUUUCUGUAGCUUUUAUCACGAUGAUUCUGUUUUGUUUUAUUCUCCCUUCUGUGACAUGAAGGUGAAAACAAAUGCCAUCCAUUGUCUUAUUAUGCUCUUUUUCAGUCUCUCCUAUUGUUGUAAAAAGCUUUUCUUGUGCUUGACCAAUUUCAAUGCGGGAAAUAAAAAUUGUUACAACUUGA
Cyclopterus lumpus (lumpfish) is the source of this 4936-nucleotide messenger RNA. Its product is annotated as cryptochrome-1-like. The record is from RefSeq and is a predicted model, not a curated record. The transcript has 15 exons. Gene Ontology annotation, cellular component: nucleus; cytoplasm. Bases 172 to 2103 code for a protein of 643 amino acids. Gene Ontology annotation, biological process: negative regulation of DNA-templated transcription; circadian regulation of gene expression; entrainment of circadian clock by photoperiod. Gene Ontology annotation, molecular function: FAD binding; DNA binding. NCBI's taxonomy places the organism in Eukaryota, Metazoa, Chordata, Actinopteri, Perciformes, Cyclopteridae.